CAAGAGGAAGAACGCAAAACGUAGAGGUGAUGGACACGACAGAUGAGGACAGUAGUCCAGUCAUCGUCACGGAAGGUGCUUAUCCGGUACGGUGCACUGAAGAAGUACUUCUACCUUUCAUCACAGAUGAGAGUCAGCAGGCCGUCAUGGACCCACACCUCCCUCCGGACUCCCACAGCGUCCCCUCGGUCCUACCAGAGCUCAGACUGGUCCUACUGGGCAGGAAAGGAGCGGGGAAGAGCGCGGCGGGCAACACCAUCCUGGGAGGAGUGGGAGGCUUCGAGAGCGGGAAGCCCACAGAGGAGUGCGUGAAAAGGCGAGCCGAUGUGGCGGGGAGGAAAGUCACAGUGGUGGACACGCCGGGUUGGGAGUGGUACUACCCGCUCAACAGCACUCCCAACUGGGUGAGGAGAGAGACUUUACGGAGUGUGUCGCUUUGCCCCUCUGGGCCCCACGCUGUGCUCCUGGUGGUGCGAUCCUGCUCCUCAGUAACAGACGACUACAUCAGUGAGAUAGAGGAGCACCUGGAGCCGCUGGGAAAAGGAGUUUGGGAGCACACCAUGCUGCUGUUCACCAGGGGAGACGAGCUGGGCCUCGGGUCCAUGGAGCAACGGAUCUUGACGAGCGGCCCGGGACUCCAGAAACUCCUCCAGAAGUGCGGGAACAGAUACCAUGUCGUGAAUAACCGGAGCAAAGGAGACGGGACGCAGGUCAGAGAGCUGAUAAGGAAGCUGGAGGAGAUGGUGGAGGGGAAGAAGAACGGAAGCAGUCAUCUAGAGAUGGAUAAUAGCGUCAUGGUGGGUCUGGAAGCAGACGGGAAGAGGAGAGCGAGGGAGAGGAGGAAGAAACAGAGGCAGAUGGAGGUGCAGAUGCAGAGAACGACCAUCAAAGCUGCGCUAACGAGCGAUGGUCUUCAGGCUUCCGAGUUGGACGCCCACCAGUCGUUCUCCAAGAGUCCCCGACGUUUACCCGAGGUCAGGCUGGUUCUCCUGGGCGAGCGUGAGACAGGAAAGAGCUCCGCUGGGAACACCAUACUGGGCAGUGUGGGCUUCUUCCAGGCCGGGGCGGUAACAGAGGAGUGCGUCCGUCAGCAGGCAGAGGUGGGCAUGCGGCUGGUGACGGUGGUGGACACACCGGGCUGGGAGGGAGGUGUAGCGGGUUCCACGCCUGAGAGGGUGAAGAGGGAGAUUGUCGGUAGCGUGGCCUUGUGUCCUCCGGGGCCCCACGCGCUCCUGCUGACUCUGAGGGUGGAUACACUGGUGAGGGCAACACAUGUGAAGGAACAUCUGGAGCUUCUGGGCGAUGGUGUGUGGAGACACACGAUACUGCUGUUCACACACGGGGAUCAGCUUCGAGAGGGGGUGGAUAUCGAGCAGCACGUCCAGAGUGGGGGCAAGGACCUCCAGGGGCUGCUGGAGAAGUGCAGGGGCCGGUACCACGUCAUCAGCAGCGUAGACGGAGGAGGGACAGGAAACCGAGGCUCCAGUGAGGUGACGGAGCUCCUGCAGAAGGUGGAAAAGAUGGCGGCAAUGAACAGGUGUGAGGCUUUCUCCGGACUGGUUCAGGAGGUCAGGGAUCUGAGCCGGCACAGGAACCAGAAGUUCAACCAGCGCCUGAAGGAUAUGGGGGAUAAAAUGCUUCGUCAGGAUGACGAGUUGAAAAACAUGAGAGAGAGGGAGAUGAAAAGACUCCGGUGGUUUUUUGACAGGAAGAAAAAGGUGAAGUCACCCGGAAAGGCUGACGUUCAAAGGGAAGAAGAGGAGGAGGAGGACAGGAGGAUGGGCGAGAGGAAGAAUGACAUCGGAGAGCUGGAGGACAGGAUGAAAUGGCUGACAGAGGAUAAAGAGAGAGAAAUACAGGAUCUGAGCAUAGAAAACGAGAGAAUCAGCGCAGCACUAAACCAGAGUCGAGCAGAAAGGCACGAGGCGCUUCUCAACCUGGAGCUAAAAGAGAGAGAGAUUGAGGAACUGAAAGAAAGAAUUGACGAGCAGCAACUGAAGCUGCUCGACCUUGAACGUGCCGUUGCAGAAAGUCAACAUGAGAGAAAACAGAGGGAGGAUACCAUUAAAGUGAAGAAACAAGAGUGGAUGAGUGGGGUUAAGAGAUUGGAACAAAACAUUGAGUUGCAGAAAAAAGAGAAAGUGGAGUGGAUGGAAGAAGUUGCUUCUUUAAAAGCAGAAAUGGACGAGACUAAAAGACGCCACGAUGAUAUUCUCGAGAGAAAAGAACAAGAAAAAAACAGGGAGAUGGCAGAGAUGGAAGAAAGACUGAAAAAAGAGAUGGAAAUAAAACUACUUGAAAAAGAUAAAGAGCGGGAAGAAAUGAGGGAGAAAGCAUCAGAGGAGAAGCAGAUAGCUCUCGAUAAUAUAAAACAACGUGAAAAAGAUAUGCAGAAAGUUGAAGAGUUAAAAGCACAACAGAAGAAGGAGAUGGAGAGAAAAAUGCAUGAGCAAGAGACUGAGAUACACGACCUAAAACUGCAGCAUCAGGAAGAGAUGGCCAUCAAAAUCUUUGAAAUGGAAGAAAUAAUGGAGACAAUUAAAGUUCAACACGAAAAAGAAAUUGAUCAGAAGUUGAAAGACAAUAUAGAAGAUAUAGAAAGAGUCAAACACCAGCAUGACAAUGAAAUAAAGGAUGCAAAAGAAGAAAAACUCAGAGAGAUUACAGAGCUGAAAAAGCAGUUUGAAAAAGAAACAGAGAAACAUAUUCAAGCAAAAAAGAGGGAGUUAGCAGAUUUAGAGCAAAAGUAUCUUGUCAAAACAGAAGGAAAAAUGCUAGAAAAUGAAAAAGAGAAGGAAAUGAUUCAUCUCAAAUACAAAACAGAAAUGGCUCAGAAGAUGCAAGAGAAAGAGGAAGAGGUUGAAGUGUUAAAACAGCAGCAUCAACAAGAACUGGCAAGAAAAAUGAAAGAAAUGGAAGAACUAAUGGAGAUGAGUGCUGUACACCAGGAAGAAAUAGAUAGAACGAUGAAAGAGAAGGAGGACGAUGUGGAAAGAGUCAAACAACAGUACAGUGAUAAAAUAAGGGACAUUGAGCAAGAAAGACAAAGAGAGAUAAAAGAGCUGAAACAGCAGUCUGCAGAAGAAAUUGAGAAACAAUUGCAGGAACGACAAAGAGAGAUAAGAGAGUUGGAGCAAAAGCAUGCUGCCCAAACAGAAGAAACGCUAAAAGAACAUAAAAAAGAGAAGGAAAUUAUGAAAGAAAAUCAUGAGAAAGACAUUUUUCAAAAACAUCAGGAGAGAGACGGACUAAUGGAGGAGUUAAAACGUCAGCACAUGAAUGAAAUUAAAGAAGUAAUGCAAGAAAGUGACAAGGAAAAAGAAAGGCUUGUUAUGAAUCUCAAGCAAGAGAUGGAGCAAAGACUGGAGGAAAAGGAAAAAGAAACAGAGGAGAUAAAACUGACCGUGAGAGAGAUGAAGGAAAAGCUGCAACAAAAGGAAGAGAAAGAAAUAGAAAAUUUGAAUUUAAAGCACAACAUGGAGCAAAGACUGGAGGAAAAAGAAAGAGAAACAGAGGAGAUAAGAGAACAUUCAAAAGAACUGGAGAAACAACUGCGACAAACAGAGGAGGAAAGAGAAAGAGAUCAAUUAAAUCACAAGAAACAGAUGGAGCAAAAACUCCAAGAAAAGGAAAGAGUGAUAGAAAAAUGUAAUCAGCAUAUAAAGGACAUUGAGGAAAUCCUGCAGAGGAAAGACGAAGAGAGAGGAGAAAUUAUUCUGAAUCAAAAGAAGGAGGCAGAGCGGCGACUGCAGGACAGAGAACGAGAGAUGGAGGAGAUGAAACUAGAGCUUUUAAACGACACAGAGAGAAAAGUAAAGGAGAAGGAAGCCGAGAUUGAAAGUGUUAAACUACAGGCUGACUCCAGGGAGAGAAGAUGGCGGGAAGAGCAGAGGGAAAAGGACGAGAGAGGAGAAAAAGAGUUAAACCGACUUUCAGAAAUCAUUGACGAGAAAACAAGAGAAAUUGCAAAAGCACAAGGUCUUCUUGCAGACAGAGACGGUGAGAUGGAUCAGGCAAAAAACACAAGUUCAAACUACUUAGAAGAAAUUGAAGAGCUGAAAGAAAGCAUUAAAAACCAAACAGACAGUAUCAUCGAGAUACAGCAGCAUCACACGGAGCAGGAGAGGAAAAAAGAUGCUGAAAUUAUGGAAAAACUUCAGGAGAAAGAUGAAGAGCUGAGGCAGAGAGACAGAGAGAGCGAGAGAGAGAUCGUCCAACUGAGGCUUACAAUCGAGCAGACAAAGUACGAGCUGAAGGAUCUCACUGACAAGAUGGAGACGGAGAUGACGAACAUGAUCCAGGAAUACGAAAAGGAAAUCACGAGAAGGAACGAGAGCGUGGAAUCCAUCGCAAAGGAGAGGGAUGGUGCUAGAAGUACAGGAGAGGAAGUCAUAGAGAAAUACGAGGAAAGUCGGAGGAGAGUUGAGGAGCUGCAGGAGCAAAAUGAGAAGAUGAGAAAAGAGACGGAGCACUUCAAAAUAAAGUACGAGGAGCUGAAGAGGGAGAGCGAAGAGGAAGUUAGGAAACAUCUCAGGGCAUAUGAAGAGCAGGUGAAGAGCAUAGAAGCAGAAAUACAAGGCAUUCUUAAAGAGAGAGAUGUGGAGGUCGGAGGGUUAAAGGAGGAAAAUAACAAAUUGCAAGUGGAGAUAGAGAGGAUGAAAGAGGGGCGAGGUGAGGCAGAGAGGCAAAUGAAUGAAAUGAGAGAGUGUGUACAGAAGCAAAGUGAGCUCAGAACGAAGGAUGAGGAGUUCUUGAAAAGGGAAAACAAAGUAGGAGAAAGGGAGCAGCUCCUGAGCAGAAGAGGAAAUGAACUUGAAGCAAAAGAGAGAGAGCUGGUUGAAAAGGAGGUAGAGUUGGAAGGUAAGGAAGAGGAACUUAGCAAGUGGGAAGCAAGUUUGGAAAAGCAACAAAAAGAGCAGGAGGAAACAGACAAAUACGAGCAGGAGGUGAGCAUGAGAGCGCAAAGUGUAGAGAAAAAGGAAAAGGAGCUAGAGAGCUUGCUGAGAGCUCUGGAGGGCCGACAGAAAGAGCUAAAUUAUCACGGUCAAGAUCUCCAGGAGAAGGUGAAAGGGCUGAAAGAUCAUGGGAAGGAGCUGAAGGACAGGGAGUACUACUUGAAGAAUGAAGAGCAGGAGCUGCUCAGCUGGAAGUCAGAGCUGCAGAUGCAAAACGAGCAUGUGAACUCCACGACGCAGCAGUUGGACGAGAUGGGGAGAGACCUGGCUCUACUCAAGGAAGAACUCAACAACAAGGAGAAGAAGUUAAAGGUGACACUUAAGAAACUGGGCAAAUGGGAACAGGAGCUUAAAGAACGAGAGGAAAGGUUGAAGAAAAGAGUGAGUGGAGAUGUGGAGAACGGACAGUAUGAGGUUGAUGACGAUGAGAGGGAUUGUUUCCAUCAGACGGAUGCUGUUGAGAGCGAAGAGGACGACUUGCAUUCAAUGUACCGAGAGGUCAGUGAGAGGAGGGAAAAGGGAAGAGGAAGCAAGUCAGACAGAGGAGACGAGGAAAGGGUGGAUCAGAGGAUGGGAACAGCAUCGUCAGCCGCAGAGAGCAAUAACUGUCACCUUGAAACACUAAAAGAGAUGGAGACGGGUGAGGAAAGGGAAGGGAUGAGAGGAGGAGGAGGAGGGGAGAUGAGCAGGCAAAAAGAUCUGGAGAGGUCAAAGGUCAUUCAAGAUUCCACGUUUUUAUCAGCAAGUCAGGGUCACAGAUGCUCAAACCUUCCUGGGUCGGGUUUGAGGGUGGUGGUGCUAGGGGAGUCCUGGUCGUCCAGCUCCCCCGCCGGAAUCACCAUCCUCUUUGGGGAGGCGUUCAAACCGGACGGGUCCUCGUUCAGGUCCUGGAGAGGUCAGGUCGCCGGACGCCAACUCGCCGUUGCAGAACCACUGGGUCUGAAGUGGCGACACGGACCCGAUCCGACCGACACGACGCAGAGGACGAGCAUCCUCGACAGCGUCUCCUGGUGUCGCCCUGGACCGCAUGUGGUCCUCCUGCUGGUGCCGGCCUUCAUGACCUGCACACGGAAGUACAGGAGGGCGGCGGAGGAGCACAUGGGUUUGCUUGGGGAGGACAUUUGGCGGCACACGCUGGUGCUGUUCACGUGGGGGGAAACGUUAGGGGAGAGCGCAGAGCAGCACAUCCUGAGGAACGGGGAGCUGGCGGGGCUGGUGGAGAGAUGUGGGGGGGGUAUCAUGUGGUGAGAAACAAGAGGAGGAACUCUAUGAUUGAGGGAUUGUUGGAGAAGAUGGAGGAUGUGGCAGCAGAGAACUGUGAUGACAAUAUAUGAAUUUAUC
Molecule: messenger RNA, 6296 nt
Organism: Anoplopoma fimbria (sablefish)
Lineage: Eukaryota; Metazoa; Chordata; Actinopteri; Perciformes; Anoplopomatidae
Product: trichohyalin
Exons: 3
Coding region: 30-6203 (2057 amino acids)
Molecular function (GO): GTP binding
Source: RefSeq, a predicted model, not a curated record